Rubroshorea leprosula is the source of this 2027-nucleotide messenger RNA. Lineage: Eukaryota; Viridiplantae; Streptophyta; Magnoliopsida; Malvales; Dipterocarpaceae. The record is from the annotation of a GenBank genome assembly.
AAUUAAUUUAAUUAUUUACGCAAUUUACCCCCCAAAACCGAAGCCAUGGCAAUGGCGAUGGAGAGGAAGAUGCAACCGACGCGGUGAAGUGAAAUGCAAGCAUCGCCUUCUUCUCUCUUCCCGUUAAAACCUCCACAGAUCUGCCAAACGCAGACGAAGAAACUUCAGCAGAUGCUCAGCCUUCCUUCUCUUCUCCGGCUGGUAAUCCGCCGCGAAUUUCCUUUCUCGUCAAUUCUCCUUUUUCCGAUCUGAACUCACCUCCUCGCAUUCAAUCGCACGGUUUAGCCAUCAUCUCUCUGCAUUCUAUUCAGUUUUUAACGGAUCUUUUGAUUACUGGAUGUGACCUAUACUAGUUAGAAUCACAACUAUUCAGGACAUUCCCCAUGUUUGAAAGUCCUGGAGCAUCUCAUAGUCCUCAUCUUCGCAAACUGGGCAAUAGAGCUGUUGUCUCGGACCUAGGUAUAAGCGAUCCUGCAAAUAGUGUCCAAGAAGGUUAUGUGUUUCCAUUGGUGCUGGGUGAAAUGAAGGGUGCAAGUUUACCACUGCCGAGUGCAGUUAUAAUGCCUUCUCCCAUCUUGCUCUGGAGGUUUAAGGUUAUGUUGUUUUUUCUGUGGGGUUUCAUUUGUUGCAAGAUUGGAUGGAAUUCAGUCAUGAGAAUGAGUGCAGACUUACGGGAUUUGUUCUUAUAUGAGGCCUUCUUGUACUAUAACCCUCUUCUUCUUGUGACAAUGAUAUUUUGGCUCUGGGGAGUGAGCUUAUGGGUUUUCUCACAGGGCAGUGUUAAUUAUGCAAAAAUUUUUGAUCUUGAUCAAAAUCAUCUUACUCACAAAGAUAUAUGGAAGUGUAGUGUUUGGAUGACCAUUAUUGUCCCAACUAGCAUGACAGCAUACCUGUAUCUCUACUCCCAUGGAGAAGUAUCAUUGGCUGCAUCACAACCAGUGUUCCUGUAUAUUGCUGUUACUUUGGUUUUGAUAUUCCCCUUUGACAUUUUUUAUUUGUCAUCUCGUUACUUUUUACUGAGGACAUUAUGGAGGAUAGCUCUCCCCCUUCAGCCAAUUACAUUUCCUGACUUCUUUUUGGCUGAUGUCCUGACCUCCAUGGCUAAGGUAUUUUCAGAUUUGGAACGUUCAGUUUGCCGUAUGGUUCAUCGCCAGGUGGCCACCAUUGCAUGGUUUGAAGCUGAUUCAGUUUGUGGUAGUCACUCUGCUGCAAUUCCACUGGUGCUUGUUUUUCCCUAUAUUUGGCGGUUGAUGCAAUGUCUUCGUCAAUACAAGGAUACAAAGGAAAAGGCUACACUUUUUAAUGGUAAUGUAUUUCUGUUAUUUAUGUCAUCUUUUCGUUUAAUCAUUUAUAGUUUUGGAAAGAUGUUGAACAUUAGCAUUAUGCAUCAUUUUCGAGGUAAGUUGCAAUCAUUCUUUGUCCCUUAGUUAACCGAUAGCAAGAAUUAUGAACUAGUAACUUGUGCAGCAUUUAUGUCUGAAGAAAUUUCUUAAAUUUUGUUGUUUGUAAACACUUGAAUCAUUUCAGUAUAUUAAGUUUGCAAUGAUUCAGCCACUGGUUUUGUUCUGUUUUAUAUAAAAGAUUUGAUCAGCAUAUGUAUGGCUAUUCUUCAAUCCUUAUUCUUUGCUACUGCAUUAUUGUAACCCCAUUUGAAUGUGGUUUUCAGCCUUAAAAUAUUCGACAGCAGUCCCUGUGAUUUUUCUUUCGGCCCUUAAAUAUCAUGUCUUACCUGAUAGGUGGACAUCCAUUUAUCGUCCACUCUGGCUUCUCUCAAGUCUGGUUAACUCGCUCUAUUCAUUCUAUUGGGAUGUAACUCGUGAUUGGGACAUGAGUGGCUUUUCUAGGAUAUUCAAGUUCAACAAACCAAAUCACCUUUCAAACCUGUUAUAUGGCCAGAAAUGGGUAUUUUUCUGGGUAAUUAGUAGCAAUCUGAUUCUGCGUUGCACAUGGACAUACAAACUAUCUGCUCAUCUCCGCCACAACUACCUAACUGUGUUUACUGUCACAGUCUUGGAGAUGCUUCGACG